This is a messenger RNA of Angiostrongylus costaricensis, 477 nucleotides long. The record is from the annotation of a GenBank genome assembly. NCBI's taxonomy places the organism in Eukaryota, Metazoa, Nematoda, Chromadorea, Rhabditida, Metastrongylidae.
AUGAGAGAUAGGGAGGUGAAGGUCCGACCAAAGUCGAACUAUAUGUCGAGACAGGAUGAUAUAAACGCGGAGAUGCGUUCAAUUCUUAUAGACUGGUUAUCUGACGUCGUGCAGGAGUACAAAAUGCACCAGGAAACAUUCCAUCUUGCCGUGUCAUUGGUUGAUCGUACACUUUCCAAAUUCCGUGCUAACCGUGAGCGUCUUCAACUUAUUGGAACCACCGCUAUGAUGAUAAUAACACAAAUGGAACGUGUCAUUUUGAAUGAGCUGGGGUUCAUCGUUGGCACUCCUACAUCUCAGUGGUUCGGUGGACGAUUCGCACGUCAUCAAAGAGCAUCUCGAAAAACUAUAAACGCCAUGAAUAUGUUACUCGAUCUAGUGCUCCUUGAAGUCAGCUAUAUUGCGUACCGACCGUCGUAUAUUGCUGCUGCAUGCCUUUGUUAUGCCAAUGUUCUUACAGGUUUGUUUAUCCUUUGA